CCCCUCCCCAACGCUUGCCAGCAGGGAUUCACUGUAAAUCUAUCGAUCUCCUGGAUCAUCUAUCCCUUAAAAAUAUCAUGCUGACAGACUGAAGGGUUCCCGUUUCUCCCACAACUACCAUGGCAUCUACUUCUGUUGGGGAGAACCAACUACAGAGGAUCAUCAGAGACCUACAUGAUGCUGUGAGCGAACUGAGUAAGGAGCACAGGGAGGCCGGAGAGCCCGUCACUGAUGACAGCUCCAGCCUACACAAGUUCUCCUACAAGCUAGAGUACCUGUUGCAGUUUGACCAAAAAGAGAAGACCACUUUCCUGGGACUCAGAAAAGACUACUGGGAUUACUUCUGCGACUGUUUGGCCAAGCUGAAGGGGGCAAACGACGGCAUCCGAUUCGUCAAAUCAAUCCCAGAGCUCAAGACCUCCCUGGGAAAGGGCCGUGCCUUCAUCCGCUACUCUCUGGUGCAUCAGCGGCUGGCCGACACGCUGCAGCAAUGCCUCAUGAACCACAAAGUCACCAGUGAGUGGUACUACGCUCGCAGCCCAUUCCUGAAGUCUCACCUGAGUAUUGACAUCAUCAACCACCUGUACGAGUUGAAUGAGGUGCAGUUCGAUGUGGCUUCCAGGGGCCACGACCUAGACUCCGAUUGGCCCACGUUUGCCAGGCGGACAUUAGGGUCAGGUGUGUCCUCGUCUCACCUGUGGCGUCCUCCCAGUCGCUGCUCCAGCGUCACCAGCCUGAUCAGCAGCUACUCACAGCAGCCCCCUGAGUUCCUGCCGGGGCCCGACUUCAGCCCGACCCUGCUGGGAGAUCUAGGCGAGCUCGGCCACAUCUCCAGCUGCAGCGCAGCUGACGACCUGCGCCUCGAGCUCGACCAAUCAGAGCUGCGGCAGCAGGAGCUUCUGGAGCGCGUCAGGGCUCUCACGAAGGAGGCCGGCGACCUAAAGACCGUCAUCCGCGACCUUGAGGGAAAGCUGACCGGCGGCGUGGGCACGGGUGGCCUCCAUCCAAAGAGGCAGCCACCUCAGCAUCUGCAGUUGUCACAGCAACGUGGUGCAUCAUCUCCAUCGAACCAGCAGACGGAGGAGAGGAAGGCUAAUGGGGAGUUUGUGAACCAUCUGCAAACUCCGGACCUGCCAGAACUAUCACAGAUCGCACCACCCAACAGCACAGGAGACACACCAUCAACACCAUCAGUAUCAAUAUCAGCAGCGGCAACAAUAGACGAGAGCAACCAAAGUUUGCAGGCGAAGCUGAGCGUGGCAGAGCAGCGCAACAUGGAGCUCCUGGCCAAGCUGGACGGGGCGCUGACAGACAAGACGCAGCAGGCCGCCAGCUACUACGACUCGGCCUGGAAGAUCCAGGAGCUGCUGAGUAGGCUGAAGGAGGCCGAGGCGGAGAGGCUGGAGGCGCGCAGACGCAGCGAGGAGAUGGCCGCCCGCGUGGAGCAGCUCACACACGAGGUGCGUCAGCAGGAGCAGAGUGCCAGGGAGAGCCAGGAGCGUCUGGCGUCGGCUGAGGAGGAGCGGGACGGGACACUGAGGAGAGCAGAGGAGCUGCAGGCCAUGGUGGCAGCAAAGGAGAGCGAGGCGGAGAGCCUGCGCACGCAGCUUCAUGACCUGCGUUGUGCCGAAGAGGCCAGACGGACCGCAGAGGAGGAGCGCGACACACUCCGCCAACAAAACCAGAACCUGAAAGAGGAGCUGGACCAGGUGAAGACCCGCGAGGCCCAGCUCGAGACCAACACCACCAGUGCCAAAAAGGAUCCCAGCGCCGCCGCCAAGAAGCUGGAGGACUACAAGGCGCAGUGCACCACGCUGAUGCAGCUGAACAGCAAGCUGAUGCAGACGGUGAAGCGCAGCGAGGAGAGCACGCGGGAGCUGGCGGGGGCCCGGCGCGCGCUGGAGCGGGAGCUGUCCACCCUCAGGGCCUCAGAGAGGCAGCUGCAGGCCCGACUGGAGGACGGCCAGCUGCCCCUGGAGGAGAGGGAGCAGAGGCUGGUGCAGGAGAACCAGCGGCUGGAGAAGGAGCUGCAGGAGGCCACCACGAGGAGUCAAGAGGCCCAGGAGGAGGAGGUGCGCCGCAGGCUGGAGAAGAAGGAGCAGGAGCAGGAAAUGGAGAAGAGGGGGGUGGAGGAGGAGAAGGAGAAGGAGGAGGAGCGGUCGGAUGUGAAGGAGGUGCGGGAGGAGAUGGGCACGCUGACGGCACAGGUGGCGGAGCUGGAGAGGGGGCUGGCUGUGUCCAGGGAGGUGGAGCAGCAGCUGCAGAGGCAGUUUGAGGAGGGGAGCAACAGCAGCAGCAACGCUGGAGGAGGAGGAGGAGGAAGAAAUAUCGUCUCCCUAGGAGGAGGUGUGGAGGAGGGGAGGACAGUGGGGACGUCAGGGGGGUCGGUGGUGACCAAGCUGGCCCUGGCGGAGGCACAGGUGGACCUCCACACCCGGGAGGUGCAGAGGCUGCAGGAGGAGGCGGUGGGGCUCAGGGCAGAACUGCAGGCGAUCAGGGAGGAGCGUCUGAAGACGGCGGCUCUGCAGGAGGUGACGGAGGCGUGUCGCGAGGACCUGCGCUCGCAGGCGGAGCAGCUGAAGGUGCAGGUGGAGGACCUCAACCGCCGCCACGUGGAGGAGCUGCUGCGUGGGCGCGAGCGCGAGGACGCCCUGGCCCGGGAGCGCGACCACGAGGCGCGGGAGCGAGUGGCCCUCGCCUCCGAGGCGGAGACCCUGCGCGAGGAGCACGUGGCGCUCAAGCGCCGGCUAGACGCGCUGGCCGUGGAGAACGCGGAGGCCCGGGAGGCGCUGCACCGCGCCAACACCGAGACGGCCGAGCUGGGCGUGCACGUCUGCAUGCUGACAGGCCAGAACGAGGAGGCGAGGCUGCGCUGGGAGGGGCUCUCGGGGCGGCUGCGUGAAAUCGAGGAGGAGGCCGGCAGGGAGGUGCAGAGCCUGAAAGCCAGUAUGGAGACUCUGAGGGAGGAGAAGCGCAGGCUGCAGGAGGAGCUGAAGCAGGCCCAGACACAGGCACAGGCACAGGCACAGGCGUCGUCUACCGGCCAGCAGGACGGGGGAGAGGAAGGAGAGAGCCAAACUCUGAAGAUGUCAGAGCACAAAGCCAAGUUAGAGGGCGUGACAGAGGAGCUGAGCAGUGUGAGACAGCAGCUGGCGGUCUCCCGGCAACAGGUUGCGGCGCUGGAGGCCAAACUGAAGGAAGUGGAGACGUCAAGCCAUGACAGCCAUCACGCAGUAGAGGAGAGGAAUGCCCACAUCGCCCAGACUGAACGGGUAUUACAGCAGAAAGAGGAAGAGGUGAAGAAGCUAACGGGGGAUUUGUCCAAAGUGGAGGGCCAGCUUGCUUUGGCCCAGAAGGCGUGUCAGGACCUGAGUGAGAGUCUCCGCCGCACCACCGUGGAGAAGCAGACGAGCGACCUGAAGACGUCGGCCGAGAUCGACGACCUGUACCGCACCAAGAGGAACCUGGAGGAGAGACUGAUCGAGCUCAUCAGGGAUAAGGAUGCGCUGUGGCAGAAGUCUGAUGCGCUGGAGUUUGAGCAGAAGAUGCGAGAGGAGCAGACGGACCGCGGGCAGCUGCAGUGCCUGGGCUGCCAGAGCCAGUUCAGCUGGUACCUACGCAAAUACAACUGCAGGCUGUGUGGCCGGGCGUUCUGCUACUACUGCUGCAGUAACUCUGUGAGCACGCAGCACGGCGGCACGCGUGAGCGCUGCUGCAAGGACUGCUACACGCAGCAUAGUGCUGUGGUGGAGCGCCACCCACAGGAGGAGCCGGGAACACCGCCCUUCCCACCGCCAUCACUCUUCAUCCCCCCCACGCCCCCCAGCUCAGCCGGAUCAGGAGCAGGAGCUCCAGAGCCGUCCCUGAGGCAGGAUGACGGGGUGUUUGACAUCAUCACGGAGGAGGAGGUGAGCCGCAUCUACGACAGCGGCGAGUCCCUGUCCGGCAGCACCACCACCACCCCCGAGAGGGAGAGGGAGCGGGAGCGGCGGGGCCGAGCGGGGGCAGACACACUGAGCAGGAGCACCAGUGCAGGCGAUGUGGCGGUUACCGAGGAGACGGAAGAGGUCAUGUCCUCCAUGCAGGAUGCAGAGCUGUGCCUUCUCAAGGCGGGAGAACUCACGCUGUCGGUGCCCUACAGUGUGGACGAGAUCGCCCACUUUGGUGACGAGUUCCGAGAGCUGUUUGUCAAGUCCAGCUGCUACAGCAUCAUCCCCAUCGCCGUGGGCGACGCUGGCCAGACCAUCAGCUGGGUGUUCUCCUCCCAGCCCAAGAGCAUCUCCUUCAGCAUGGUGUACCGAGACAGCACAGACAUCCCCCUGGAACAGGCCAAGGUGAUGAUCCCGCUGACGAGAUGCAACUCCCACAAGGAGACCAUCCAGGGCCAGCUGAAGGUGCGGCACGCUGGAGAAUACUCCCUCAUCUUCGACAACUCCUUCUCCAGGUUCAUCUCAAAGAAAGUGCUUUACCGUCUUUCAGUGGAGGAGCCAGUUAUCUACGAUGGCAGUGACUGUCCUUAAACACACACACACACACACACACACACACACACACACACACACACACACACACACACACACACACACACACACACACACACACACACACACACACACAUAAACACACACACUCCAGCUUCGGACAUGUCUGCCUGUGUGUGUGUAGUAGUGGCGACAUGGACAGAUGGGCCGGUUUGAGCCGGCUUGGGCCCCAGGUGUGCACCUGUGUUGCACCUGUCUGGACCAGGAUGUGCUGUCCGCUGCAGUGUGCUCGGUAGAGAGCAGAGGACUCGGUAUUGCCAGAUGGAGAUGUCAAACUAUCCUACUAAAACUUCAAAAUUAUCGUUUUUGGGGGAAAAUGAUCGUACACAAACCAAGUGGUUGUUUCAAUGCAACUAAAUGAACUGAAUGAAAACUGAAUGAAAUUAUUGUACAUCAUGUGUUUAUCGUACAGAGGACAAAAUUAUGGUACAAAUGCGACAAUUAUCACACAUCUGGCAACACUGAGAGGGCUGCUAGUGAAGUAGGUUCCUCUGCAUGGAAGGCAGCAGUGGAGAGUUGUGAGUGUGUAACCUGCGUAAUCUCCCAGUCUAGAACCCAAAGACUAGAGCAGGGGUGGGGAACCUAUGUCUCGAGGGCCAUUGACGGCCCUUGAGGGCGUUAUAUUGGGCCCCCGAUAUAAUUUUAAUGCCAUGCAGCUUCACAUGAAAUAUGACAUAUUUUGUAAAGGAAUCUUAAAAAUUACAUUUGAUAUACAAUUAAGGUAUAUUUCAGGGGACCUAGGGAAGGCAGGGUCUGUUUUAAAGGUGGUUGCCUUCAAUAUAGGUCUUAAAGGGACACUGUGCAGGAAAUGGUCAAAAAGAGUACUGCAACUAUGCUGCGAAUUGAAAAUGAGCUGCCUAUUGCCAAAUUUGGUCUUUUCAUGAAAGUUUAUGAAGUAAUAAACUAAUAUUUUCUAGUAUGGUCCAAGUACAGUCAUUUUUGCAGCUAAAAAUGGCUAUUUUUGGAAAUUCAAAAUGGCGGACCAUUUAGAAGAUACCCCUUUUCAUGUAUGAAAAAUGCAAUUUUUUCAGUCAUAAUGAAUACUUAGAAUUUGAUGGUGGUGGAAAGUAUUCAUGAAAAAGGUAACAUUAGUGAAUGGGCAGCAUGAAUUCUGGAAAUAAACAACUAAAAAUCUCACACAGUGUCCCUUUAAAUGCAGGGAGAAAUCCUGGUUUGUGUUCAUAGUACGGCCCUCGGAAGACUUUUACAGGCUUUUCUUGGAAAAACGUAUGGCCCCUCGAAUGAUAAAGGUUUCCCAUCCCUGGACUAGAGCAUUAACCCAAAGCCACCCAUGCAAUCGGCACUUGGGGGAAAAUAUGGAGUCUUGUUACAUUAUUAUUAUUAUUAUCAUGAUUGUUUAUGUUGUUCUUGGUUUUAUGGCAACCAUAAUUUCCCAACUGUCAACUGUGGCUAAUACAUUGAUUUAGGAGAUCCGAACUGCUCUGUGCACAGUUGAUAGAGGCCUUAAAUUAAUGUGCUACAAAAUCAUUUUUGUGGUUCAUCAAAUUAACUGGGACAAACAUACAGUACCGUGCAAUCGUCAUCAAACCUCUCUGGCUGUCAGUCUGGCUAUCGCCAGCCUAAAUCACGAGAGAAAUUUAGUCUGAGGGCGGCCUAUUCAUUUUCUUGUUUGGGGGGUAUGGGAUUAGAAUUGCCCAUGGCCAAUCAGUGGGCACUGCAAAUCUCUAUCAUUUUGAGUAAUCAGUCAUAUCAAUUGUAUGCGACGACGCUGUUCUUGUAUCAAAAUGAACUUUCGAUCUAGACUAUAAAGAAACACUGACUAACGUUUUAUUGAAAGUUUCGCAUCUCCUGAUGCUAUGUAGGAUCCUCCUAGUGAUGCAACACAAUGUACAGUAAAUAUCGUUUCUGAUCUACGGAAAAAUCAGUAACUCCACCCACUUUGUAGGACCCCAGUCAUCCAGUAGCAAACCAAGGGAGGCGGGUCAACCAUGCCGUUUUGGGAAACGCUAAUGGUUAUGCUCUUGGUCAGACCAAGUCUCGAAGAGAUUUGGAAGUCGAUGAUAAUCAAGCUUGUCUUGACCUCCCUCCCCAAUGCAGUGAGUGGAUUCCCAAAGUCACGUUCAGAUUUCAGCCAUGGUUUCCCAUGAUGUCGAGCAUGAUGUCGAGCAUGCAAGGCAUCAGAGGAAUUCCCAGCAGCUAUCUGGCUAAACACUCAAGCGCUAUUAUCUUUCUGCUUGUGUCUGUUGUUUACCUAUUUAUUAUACAUUGC
Messenger RNA from Engraulis encrasicolus (European anchovy), 6771 nucleotides. It is a transcript of the gene fyco1b, whose product is annotated as FYVE and coiled-coil domain autophagy adaptor 1b. The transcript has 26 exons. Gene Ontology annotation, molecular function: metal ion binding. Lineage: Eukaryota; Metazoa; Chordata; Actinopteri; Clupeiformes; Engraulidae. Gene Ontology annotation, biological process: positive regulation of autophagosome maturation; plus-end-directed vesicle transport along microtubule. Gene Ontology annotation, cellular component: late endosome; autophagosome; lysosome. The coding region runs from base 120 to 4520 and encodes 1466 amino acids. The record is from RefSeq and is a predicted model, not a curated record.